AUGCCUGCCUUUCCUCUCUCUAUGUCUCCCCCUCCUCCCCCCCGGAUCCUAUUCCCGUUAAUCUACUUCACGUGUGUGUGCAAGGCCAAAUCGACUCAACAAUCCUCUCUCCCUUGGCCCCCUUCCCUGUCCGCCCUCCCUCCGUUAACCAGGAUCUACUUCGCAUGUGUGUGCAAGGCCGUCACAGGAUGCACGGCACGCAAAGUGGAGGACCGCAUCGCCGGCCCGCCCCGCGGCAAGCACUCUGCACCGCCCGCCGUCGUGACUUUUGAGUCGACUCAAAAGUCAAAAGUGGAGGACCGCAUUGCCGGCCCGCCUCGCGGCAAGCACUCCGCGCUGACCGCCGCUGCUACUGCUUCUGCUGCUGCUGCCAGCACGGCGGACGCGACCUAUGCUGCUGAUACUGCCGAUGCUGCCGAUGCGGCUGAUGCUGCUGCUGAUGAUGCGGCUGCGCCGGCUCUUGAGGAUGAACGCCCCACCCGCCCCGAGCGCAUGGAGAUGCGCAAGGUGAUACGCAUGACGACUUCAGGCUUCCACAACCACCCUUCCUCGUUGUGUCUCAAGCGCCGCCGCCGCGCCGACGUCAGAGCAAGCGCCAUGGCUGCUCCUUUUCAAGACGCGGCAGCAGCCUACGCAGCACCGCUUGCUGCCCUCCUGAAACCUCACCAUGUCCCAUCUCAUCAUGCCGCAACUUCGCAAGGCGCUGAAAGUCCCAAAAACGCAUCAUGGGGUGAACUGUUCGCGACAAUCCCUCAAUUCAUUCCUGAGGUGCAGACCCGCGGCGACAAUCCCAAGGAGAUCCUGUGCACGUCAAAACCACUCACUGACCUUAUCCCGUCCUAUCGCUCGCUUGGUGAUACCAAGGAGACUUGCACUGCCCUUGCGCCUGCUGUCCUCUCGCACAGAAUCGCCGGCACAGCACAGCGGAGGAACUUCGGGAGCAUGCAUGAGCAGAUUAUGGCACUUAGCAAAGAGACAGAGGAGAUAAGCCAGGCUGAUGAUAAACUGGGCUUCCCAAUUGAUGGAGUCUGCUUCUCUGCUGCUGAACGGAUGAGUUAUCGGCCAAAAGAGCUGGAAUUUCAGCCUCAGGAGUUGUUAAAUCAGCCUCAGGAGUUAAGAUAUCAGCCUGGGCAGUUUGAGGAGUUGAGGUAUCGGCCUGGGGAGUUGAGCUACCAGGCUUCAAAGCGGCAGAGGGCAACGCAGGUGAAAGCUGAGCCAGACGUUUCUUUGGAGAGUCCCGGCGCCAGCUGCUGCCAGGAUGAGCCGCCCUGGCGUGCCGACAGCUGUGUGUCUGCCCCACACUUCUCAGCCGUGACUGCUCAACGGUCCUCAGCUGCCACCUGUGCUAUAGGGAACUUGCAAAGAACAUCGUCGUAUAGCCACGACGGGCUGCCCUGGCCUGCUGGAAGCUCCAUGUCUGCUCCACACUUGCCUGCUGGGCCGCUUUGGUCUGCUGCUGGCAGCGGCGAUGCAUCGUUCUUCCCUCGGCUGUCUGCGACGACCUGCGCCACUCAAGGGAUGCUGCACUGGAGCAGCCUCGGACUGCCACAGCGCUUCCCAAACCAAUGUUCGAACCCAGCAGGUCCGGCAGGCCCGCCAGGCCUGGCAGAACCUGCAGAAAACACCGAACCAGCAGGCCUGGCACCUUCAGCGUUCCUAGCACGCCCAGAAGCGCAAACAGCCGCAGCAACCUCGGCAGUGGCUCUUCCGCAAGACUGGCAGUUUCCAGCAAGUGCCAAGGUUGGCGAGAGCAGCAGCCCUGAUGUUGCACUAUUGCUGGAGGAGCUGUUGACUCCGGCUGAGUGGGAGGUCAUGCUCUCACGGAUGGUCCAGAAGCAAGGACCGUUGGAUAAGGUAGUGGAGCAGCAGAUGAACGCAAGCAUGGACUCCAACAUUGCUGCUGCUGCUGCUGCUGCUGCUGCUGCUGCUGUUAGUGGUGGUGGUGUUGCUGCUGCUGUGGCUAAUGCAGGAAUGGUGCUGCGUGCAUUGGAUUCAUACCGGGACCUCGCCUUUGCGUCUACCACUCAAAUCAGGGCGUCGCCCCUGCCAGAACCCCUGCCAUUCCCUGCUGCUCCUGCUGCUGCUGCUGCUGCUGCUGCUGCUGCUCAGACCGGUGCUUCUUCUGCUGCUCCGUCAAUGAUUGCUCCUGAUUCGAUACUCGCUCAAUCUGCACCUGCCGUACCUAACACUAUGGGAGCUACCCCUUUGGAUCCUUCAGCCAAGAUCAAGACCGAGCUUGAAUCAGAGCUCCAGGCGUCAAGCCUCGUUAUGUCACCACCAAUGGCAGUAGCAGCAGCACCUGCAGCAGCAGCAGCAGCGGCGGCGGCGGCAGGAGCAGCAGCAGCAGCAGAAGAUGAGCCGAAGUAUCUCCCUGCACCUAUUCAUACCGAGAUGCAUGUACCAACCUUGGUUGUCGCAGCAACAGGAGCCGUGGAAACAGCAGCACAGCGCCCACUACAGCCAAACCCGCUACAGCCGCACCUGCAGGCCAGAAGCCCAAUCAUAUUUCCUCGGUCAUUCUUGCAGCAAGGAGAGGGUACAUCUGGUGGUCAAACAAGCAUGGGAGGGAUUCACGUUGGCUUGUACGAUGGUCAAAUGGCCAUGUGUGUUGAUCAAACAGGCAUGUGUGGUGGUCAGUCGAUGGGUAUGGGCAGCGUUCAAGUGGGUAUGGAGUCUUCUUCGGGACAGCAGGAUGGGGAACAGGAGCUGUUUCCUUCAGCCGUGGCUGGCAGUCAAGGGGACGGGAAGGGGCUCUCUCAAAACGAGCUCCCUCAAACGGCGCUCUCUCAGAACGAGCCCUGUCAGGAGGAGCUCUUCCAAAACGAGGCUUUUCAAGAUGAGCUCACAACAAACUAUGACAAAUUACUUGAGUCGAUGUCUUUUCAUGGCAACGACAUAUCUGAGUGGCCUAUGGCACAGCAGCUAGAUGAACUUCUGCUAGACAAUGCAACUUUCACAAGCUUGAGUUAG
Messenger RNA from Closterium sp. NIES-65, 2970 nucleotides. The record is from the annotation of a GenBank genome assembly. Lineage: Eukaryota; Viridiplantae; Streptophyta; Zygnematophyceae; Desmidiales; Closteriaceae.